This is a messenger RNA of Racocetra persica, 327 nucleotides long. NCBI's taxonomy places the organism in Eukaryota, Fungi, Glomeromycota, Glomeromycetes, Diversisporales, Gigasporaceae. The record is from the annotation of a GenBank genome assembly.
AUGGACAAUGUAAUAGACCUUAAGAAAGAAUUAUAUAUCGCCCUCCAAGAUUCUUCUGAGAUAGUCUCAUAUAAUGCUAAAUUGCAGGAUAGUUGUAAAGAAGUAUCAUCACCAUUAUAUGCAGAUUGCAUUGUUAUACGAUCCUUUAUAGUGGUUGGAAUGAGAUUUUGCGGUGGUCAUAAAUUUAAAAAAUCAGAUAUCAUCACUCUUGAACCAGAACUUUCUAAUAUGCAUGUUAUAAAUGCAAUAAAAGUUAUUGUAGAUGGUAUCUAUAAAGCCUAUGUGGCAAAGAAUAAAAAUGAAAACAUUGGAGAUUUAAUGAAAUGA